CUACAACAGAAAAUUCCUUAUGUAUAAUUGGGCCACUUCAGAUCUCGUUUUCCUGUGAGCACAAUACGCUUCUGGAAUUUCUAAUCAACCCUGAUCAGUACAAGAUGGACCCCGUAGUCUUGAGUUAUAUGGACAGUCUACUGCGGCGAUCAGAUGUCUCACUGUUGGAUCCUCCAAGCUGGCUCAAUGACCAUAUCAUUGGAUUUGCCUUUGAGUACUUUGCCAACAGUCAGUUUCAUGACUGUUCUGACCAUGUCUGCUUCAUCAGCCCCGAAGUUACCCAGUUCAUCAAGUGCACUAGCAACCGAACAGAGAUUGCCAUGUUCCUUGAACCCCUGGACCUCCCCAACAAGAGAGUUGUAUUUUUAGCCAUCAAUGAUAAUUCCAACGAGGCAGCUGGGGGAACCCAUUGGAGUUUGUUGGUUUAUGUACAAGAUAAAAAUAGCUUUUUUCACUAUGAUUCCCAUAGCAGAAGCAACUCAGUCCAUGCAAAGCAGGUAGCAGAGAAACUGGAAGCUUUCUUAGGCAGAAAAGGAGACAAACUGGCCUUUGUGGAAGAGAAAGCCCCUGCUCAACAAAACAGCUAUGACUGUGGGAUGUAUGUGAUUUGUAACACUGAGGCCUUGUGUCAGAACUUCUUUAGGCAACAGCCAGAAUCACUAUUGCAGCUACUCACUCCUACAUACAUCACAAAGAAAAGAGGAGAAUGGAAAGCUCUCAUUGCCAGACUUGCCAAAAAUUAGCUAUCAAACUGUAUCUGUGACUUUUGAAGUCUCUUCUUUCUGCCCAUCCCCAUUUAUUGGAUGGCUGCAGUCUCAGUGCCUGAAGGAAGCUGCCUAGUAGAGGGAAGCUUAGUGUUCUCAUUUUUCCCUGGAAGAAUGUCAUCCUCUGCAUUAUCCAAAUGGAAAGUUUCACUUUAACCCUAACUUGAGAGCAGUGUGCAAUGUGACAAUUUCUUCAAGUUAUGUAUCAAAACCUUAAAACCACGCUAUCUUAACAUUUAUUAAUUCCCUUUUUGUCUCCCUUAUCCACAUUGGCUUAUUCCAGAGGAAAAGCAAUGAUCUUUAAAGAAAUCAAGUAUACGUGAAAUCUAGAGGAAUGCACGAAGAACGUUAUAGAAGAAUCAACGUAUUGCACAGAGAUCAACUGGCUAGAAGCAGGUCAAGAUCUAACCUAAUUCAAGAUCUAAAUAUUAGAAUCAAAUACUCGUUUCUGUGGUAUCUCUUCCAUUCACCAUGCAGAGGCUUUCCUGGCUAUCUUUGUAACCUUUGCAGAUAUUUGAUAAAAAUGAUGUUAGCCCAUCUUCCCCCAUCUGAUUCCUGGACUGCUUUAAGAAAGGGGGGAUCUUGGGCGCCUGGGUGGCUCAGUCGUUAAGCGUCUGCCUUCGGCUCAGGUCAUGA
Molecule: messenger RNA, 1400 nt
Organism: Leptonychotes weddellii (Weddell seal)
Lineage: Eukaryota; Metazoa; Chordata; Mammalia; Carnivora; Phocidae
Source: RefSeq, a predicted model, not a curated record